Molecule: messenger RNA, 2043 nt
Organism: Pleuronectes platessa (European plaice)
Lineage: Eukaryota; Metazoa; Chordata; Actinopteri; Pleuronectiformes; Pleuronectidae
Exons: 11
Coding region: 213-1067 (284 amino acids)
Source: RefSeq, a predicted model, not a curated record
AGAGGAGGCGGAGUCUGAUCUGAGAUUCUCGACUUUCACUUUGAGUCUCGUGCAUUUCUUCCACCUCUCAGCAGCAAUGAACUGAUUCUUUCACCAGACGAUUUGAGCUUUAAUGUCUUUUUAUCAUCGUUGACAUGCUCCUCUGGCCGCGGACCAGUAGAGGUGUGGAUCUGAACUGGUUUCUGGCUGUGUGAAGCGACGGAGAAGGGAAGAUGUGGCAGAGUGUGUUCGUGCUUGCAGCCCUGUUGGCUCUCGUGUCCUCACAGGCUGAGAUGAAGCUUCUGAAGAAGGUGGGCGAUGACGUCGUCCUCAGUCCCAGCUCCGGCUCCGUGACUGGUCCCAUCAGCAACAUCAUCUGGAAAGUUGGCCCGAACAUCGGCGUCCAGUGGGAAACAGCCGACCCAGAGGUUACCUACUAUCGUCAUUUUAAAGGGCGCACGAGCCUGAACACUUCAACUGGAGCGUUGACAAUCAGGGGACUGAAUCGAAAUGACAGCAAACUGUACACACCAGAAAUCAACAGCAUCGAGACCACUCCCACUCUGCUCACCGUCCUCGCUCCAGUCCCCGUUCCCAAAGUAACUGCAUCCUGCAACGAAGAGAAGAGCAGCUGCACUUUGACCUGCGAUGGAAACCUCACAGACGUGGAGCUCGUCAUCUACAACUGGAAGUCAGAUGACGUCUCACUGAGGAAUUCUUCUAAAGAUCACCACGUUGAAAAGGAGGAGAGUCUGAGUGUUAAGGAGUUCAGCUGCCAGCUGGAAAAUCCAGUUAGUCUGGAGAGCAGCGAACGCAUCGCCAACCCGUUCAUCACCGACACGACGCCUGAAAGGAAAGUGAAUAUCAACACUGGACUCAUGGUGUUCCUCUCUCUACUGGGAGCUGUGGUGUUGCUGGCCGUCAUACACAGGUGGAGAGCAGGGAUGUGGUUCUUCCAGAAAGAAUCCAUGCCUUGGGAGGCAGAUUUUUGGAGCAAGGACGAGAGGGGAUCAAGAGAUGCGGAGACUAAUGGAACCACGACUCGUCGAGAACGGGGAGGAGACGACGAGGAAACUGCGAUGACAUAAACGGACAAAUGGAGAAAAACGUGCAGAAACAACGAUCCCACAUUCCACUCAAAAGCCACAGAGAAGGUUUCACACUUGAAGUAGAUCUCAAAUCCACCUGAGGCUCGCUCGGAAAAGAGAUUUCAGGACAAAGCCAGGAAACUCAGCUUUCCUGUGACCGACAGCAAACCUGGCACCAACCGCUGCCCCCCCGACUCAUUAACCCGGCGGCCGGGUGUAGUUUCUAGUGUGGAUGUAACGCAGCCUCGUGGCGUUGGAGCACAGCAGGACUUUCAAUAAGGUGGAAGAGGGACGCCAUUGUGUGGUUCAGGCCGACAGCAACAAUACAGGCUUUGUGAAGAACUUUUCCACCGACUCCUCUACAGCCAGUUUGCUAACUCGUUUAAAUGUGGGAGAAUUUUUAGCUCAAGGUCAAUCAGUUCUUGUUUUUGAAUGUAUGAUCUUUUUUAACUCUUCUAUUUAUUUGUCUUUUAAAUGUUACCUCUGUAUUUAGCUCUGAGUUCUGAGAGAUAGAUGGUUAAAUGUUUGGUUUUGCAGCUUUUCAACACAUAAUCAAACUAAAGCAAAAAAGAGCAAAUUGAAAUAUCGAGAAUAAACUUGAAAAGAAACGCAGACAUAAACUCCCCAUUUUCCACAUGUUGACUUUUCUUGAAAAGCAGAAGGAUGAAAAAACCUCUUCCUCUUUUUUCCUGAAUAAAUUGUAGCAGGUGGCAGUUUUUGCUCCGAGUCCUUUUUGUACUUUUUUCCUUGUCGUUUUGAAAGCUGAGGAUAUUAAGUUUUUAUUUUAACCAACAAAAAAGCACUUGUUCUUUUUACAUUUGGGAGUUUUAAAAGGUUCGAGACAUUUCGAAACCAGAGGCACUGAGAUAUUUAAAGCCUGUCUGCUGACGAUUUGCUGCAGUGUGAGAAUAUGAAGAUAAAGAUAUGUACAAGUGUUCUUAUAAAGGUGAUAUUGAAUAAACGGAAUAUCAAAUCA